This is a messenger RNA of Vollenhovia emeryi, 1472 nucleotides long. RefSeq names its product zinc carboxypeptidase-like. Lineage: Eukaryota; Metazoa; Arthropoda; Insecta; Hymenoptera; Formicidae. The transcript is spliced from 6 exons. The coding region runs from base 82 to 1314 and encodes 410 amino acids. Gene Ontology annotation, molecular function: metallocarboxypeptidase activity; zinc ion binding. The record is from RefSeq and is a predicted model, not a curated record. Gene Ontology annotation, biological process: proteolysis.
UUAUUAUAAUUGUGAUGUGUUAAAAGAUCAACGAUAACUAAAGGCAUUUGCACAUUAACUUUAAAGGGAACUGUGAUCAUCAUGUGGAAACUAAUAAUAUUAUGUACGGUGGGCCUGGUAGCCGCCGAAAGGGCUACUUUUGACAAUUACAAGGUUUUCAAAAUCACUCCAACUACACAGCCACAGGUUGACUUUCUGAAGCAGUUGGUAGAUGUUCCUGAUGGAUUUUCCUUCUGGUACUCACCGUCCGUGAACAAACAAGCGGAACUUAUGGUAGCUCCGCACAAGUUGCCCGAAUUCUAUGAAAUAAUGGCGCAGAUCCAAGUACCCUAUGAACUUUUUAUUCAGAAUGUUCAGUCAUUAAUCGAUCGGGUGACACCCGCGAGUAUAUCGACGGGAUUCGAUUUUAGAAACUACCACACGCUCGAUAAAAUUUACCAGAAUCUGGAUGACCUAGCUCAGCAGUAUCCCAAUAAGGUACAGACUAUCGUGGGCGGCAAAUCGUACGAAGGACGCCAAAUCAAAGGCGUCAAGGUUUCCUUUAAACCCGGCAAUCCCGGAAUCUUCCUCGAGGGUGGUAUUCACGCCAGGGAAUGGAUCUCUACUGCGACUGUUAUGUACAUUUUGCAUCAAUUACUGACCAGCACCAACCCGGAGGUCAGGGCUCUGGCUGAGAGCCACGAUUGGUACAUCUUCCCCUCGUUCAAUCCCGAUGGAUAUGUGUAUACGCACACCACGAAUCGAUUGUGGAGAAAAACACGUAAGCCAUAUAGUUUUGGCUGUUACGGCAGCGACCCCAACAGGAACUGGGGCUACAAAUGGAACGCUGGAGGAUCUAGCAGUUUCCCAUGCGCCGAAACCUACAACGGAAAUUCACCGUUCUCCGAUAUUGAGACAAAGAGCAUGUCCGAAUAUAUCGGAACCAUUUCCAACAAAUUUUACGCGUAUAUCGCAUUCCAUAGUUACUCGCAAUUAUUGCUGAUCCCGUACGGUCACACUAAGGCUCAUCUUGAUAACUACAAUGAUCUGCUUGGUAUUGGCAGAAAAUCGAUUACAGCUCUUGCAAAGAGAUAUGGAACUAAAUUUACGGUCGGAAAUAUUGCCGAGACAAUCUAUGUGGCUUCUGGAGGUUCUAUGGAUUGGGUCAAAGGCACUUUUGGUACACCUAUUACCUACACUUAUGAAUUGCGUGAUGAAGGUCGUUACGGCUUCUUAUUGCCACCUAAUCAAAUCAUCCCGACUGGAGAAGAAACUAUGGACUCUCUCAUAGGCAUGUUUAAAGAAGCAAAAGCACGUGGAUAUCCACAAAAAUAAUUAAGACUUGCGAAAUUUCGUAUACUACUGGCAUAUUUUUACUUGACGAUCUGCUAAGUUUUAAAUAUUGUAUAAUUUAUAAUACAAUAAAUAAAUCUUGAUAUUACUGUUCGUAUUUAUGUACAAUGUUUCAGAUUAAAGAUUAAAAUUUGUAUGAA